Molecule: messenger RNA, 2034 nt
Organism: Nerophis lumbriciformis (worm pipefish)
Lineage: Eukaryota; Metazoa; Chordata; Actinopteri; Syngnathiformes; Syngnathidae
Gene: taf6l
Product: TAF6-like RNA polymerase II, p300/CBP-associated factor (PCAF)-associated factor
Biological process (GO): transcription initiation at RNA polymerase II promoter; RNA polymerase II preinitiation complex assembly
Cellular component (GO): SLIK (SAGA-like) complex; SAGA complex; transcription factor TFIID complex
Molecular function (GO): RNA polymerase II general transcription initiation factor activity; transcription coactivator activity; protein heterodimerization activity
Source: RefSeq, a predicted model, not a curated record
GCUACUUCCUGUUUGCUACCUCGGCACCGCAACGACAGAGCUGCGGUUUUCAACAAAACUUUCCUCAUGACUGUGAAUAUUCUACCCCCGUUAGGAUAACAACGCUGUCAAUGGUGACCAUGGCUGAACGGGAAGAGCGACGCUUUGCUGAAGUUUCCCGGGACUCUGUCAAACUCAUGGCCGACAGUGCCGGUGUGGAGCUCGGCGACGACGUUGCUGCUCUGCUGGCUGAGGACGUUUGUUAUCGUCUGAGGGAGGCCACGCAGAGCAGCUCUCAGUUCAUGAGACAUGCCAAGAGAAGAAAGCUGACAGUGGAAGACUUUAACAGAGCUCUACGCUGGAGCAACGUGGAGGCCGUCUGUGGUUACGGCUCCUUAGAUGCCCUUCCGUUCCGCUCAGUAAAGGAUGGCGAGUUGUUCUUUACUGAGGAGCGUGACAUCAACCUGGUGGAGUUGGCUCUGGCCACCAACAUUCCCAAAGGCUGCGCUGAAACCAUGGUGCGAGUGAGUGUGUCGUACCUGGAUGGGAAAGGCAACGUGGCGGCUCAGGGAACAGUUCCCUCAGCGGUUCAGUCUUUGUCGGAUGACCUGUUAAAGUACUACCAGCAGAUCACACGGGCCAUCCUGGGAGAGGACCCCCACCUCAUGAAGGUGGCUCUGCUUGACCUCCAGUCCAACUCCAAAAUGGCCGCCUUGCUUCCAUACUUUGUGUACGUCAUCAGUGGGGUGAAGUCUGUGAGCCACGACCUGGAGCAGCUCAACAGGCUCUUGCACAUGGUGAAGAGCCUGGUCCAGAACCCUUACCUGUAUCUGGGCUCGUACGUGCGUAGCCUGGUGUCCAGUGUCAUGUACUGCAUCCUGGAGCCUCUGGCCGCCUCCAUCAACCCACUCAACGACCACUGGACUCUCAGGGACUAUGCGGCGCUGCUCCUCAGCCACAUCUUCUGGACUCAUGGUGAUCUGGUGAGUGGACUCUACCACCAAAUUCUACUGUCUCUGCAGAAGGUUCUGUCGGACCCCGUGAGACCGCUUUGCUCCCACUACGGUGCUGUGGUGGGCCUCUACGCUCUGGGAUGGAAGGCCGUUGAAAGGGUUCUCUUCCCGCACCUUCCCGCCUACUGGGCCAACCUGCAGGCUGUACUGGACGACUACUCUGUGUCUAAUGCCCAGGUCAAAGCAGACGGACACAAGGUCUACGGAGCGAUCUUGGUAGCAGUAGAGCGCCUGCUGAAGAUGAAAGCGCUGUCUCUGUCCCAGCCGGCAGACACAGGCUCCAGCGCUCUUUUGAACUCUGCAGCAGGCGUUCUGGGUUACCGGGUGAGCUCCCCAGGCCUCAGCCCGCCUCCAGAACCUCACUCCGAGGCUGCCUUGGGAAUCGCCAGCCACCUCCAGGCUGGCAGUGCUGGCUGCCCGUGGGAAGAUUGGACCCCCGUGCCGCUCCCCGCCAUGUACUGUGAGCUCUACUCCUUCUUUGGAGACAGCCUGGCUGUUAGGUUCAGCACUGAACAUGGUUUUGGCGGCGGGCCGGCCCAGCUCGGUGACGCCAGGAAGGAUCCUCUUACACCCCCCUCUAACCAUGACGCUGCCCGGAAGAUGCCUCAGCUCACGGCCAAUUUGAACAUCAGCCCAAGGCAUGAUGGGAGUCCUCGGACCGAGCCGCCACCUCCCAGCCUGGCUCUGACUGGAUCCGGAAGGUCUCUGGCUCGCUCCUCUUCCUCGUCUGUGCAGCGCUCCAGGUCCUCCGCAUCCCGUGCAGGCCAGCGACAGGCGGGUCCUUCUCGGGACGUUUUCCCUAAAGCACGCUUCACGUCUCCUCAGUCGGGGCCUUUGACUUUCUCCUUCCUCAUUGGCGGCAGACAAAUGGGACGUAGUUGCCGAGGCAGACGGCCCUUCCAGACCACGUUUGCUCCAACGCCGGCCCUUGCCACCGUGCCGCCACGCGCCUACGCCCACAAGCUGCCCGUCAUUGGCAGGGUGGGGAAACCUAUUCGCUGCUGGGCUCGCUCGCACUAUUCCCUCCACCUCCCUCUUUAGA